AUGAAAGAUCCUAAUGCUGUUCCAGGUGAAUAUGUGCUCUUCAAUCAGAGAUACUCAAAGCUAAUGAUCCUAGAUUAUCACCCAUCUAAAGAGGAGAGAGAACAUGAAAUUCUUGCUAUAGGAUGGAAACAUCGUGAAAUCAUCAGCAAAAGAGCCGAGUCUUCCACCAGCAUUGAAGCAUUAUUUAACCCUGAUAAAUGUGGAUUAAUUCCACAAGUUGUUGUACUACAAGGAGCUGCAGGAAUUGGAAAAACCAUAAUGGUCAAAAAAAUCAUGCUUGAUUGGGCUUCUCAACAUCUUUACCAGGACAAAUUUAAUUAUGUUUUCUAUAUUUGCUGUAGAAAGAUGAAUCUCCAUGCAGAGGUAGAGAAGAGUAGCAUUGCAGAGAUAAUUUCAGAAGGAUGGCUCGAGCAUAAAUCGAAAAAUGUCAUUCAAAAUAUACUGAAAAAUGAAGAAAAGCUUCUAUUCAUAAUUGAUGGGUUUGAUGAAUUAAGAUAUUCCUUUGAUCAGUCUGAAAACUACUUUUGCAUUGAUCCCCGGAAGAAGGAACCAGUGAGAAUUCUUUUGAAGAGCUUAUUUCAAAAAAAGCUUUUUCCUAAAUCCUUUCUUAUAAUCACAACAAGACCAACUGCUUUGAAGAAACUCCAUCAAUGUUUAGAGCGCCCAGGCUAUUUUGAGGUACUGGGAUUUUCUACAAAGGAAAGAGAAGAAUAUUUCUACAAUUUUUUUGAAAAUAAAGACCAAGCAACUCAAGUUCUCAGAUUUGUUAAACAAAAUGAUACGCUUUUCACCAUGUGUGUCAUUCCCCUUGUGAGCUGGAUCAUCUGCACAGUAAUGAAACAGGAGAUGGAGAGAGGCAAAGAUCUUCAGAAGACACCAUGCACCUUCACUGAAAUCUAUAUGCUGUAUCUCUCCAGUUUGUUAAAGUAUCACCAUAAUGAAUCCACCAUAAAGGUUGUCCAAACCAAUGUGAAAGGCUUAUGCUCUUUGGCUGAAGAAGGAAUCCGCAAACGGCAAAUACUAUUUAUGGAGGAAGAAGUCAAGAAGCACAUGUUAGAUCAGGGAAACUCCCUCCCCCUUUUUCUGAAUGAGAGCAUCUUCAAAAGGGACAUUGAUUGUAUUCAAACCUACAGCUUCAUUCACUUAAGCUUCCAGGAGUUUUUUGCUGCUCUGUUUUAUGUCCUAGAAGAAGAAGAAGAUGAGCAGCAUUCUCAAAAUCUGAAUAAAAAUUUGCAGACAUUAUUAGAAACACAUAUAUCUUUUAGGACUGAUUUUGCAGUAGGAUUUCGCUUCCUCUUUGGUUUUUUUAAUGAAGAAAAUAGAAUGAGAGAGUUGAAAAAAGAAUUUGGAUGGGAAAUUUCUCCUAAGAGUAAAGAAUUAAUGCAAGACUGGGUGAAAAAUAAUCUUAAAAAAGAUAGUUAUGGUUUCAGAGAGCUAACAAAAAUGUUUAGUUAUUUAUAUGAGACACAAGAUGACAAUUUUAUAAAAAAUGCACUAAGUGGCAUAACUGAAAUGGAUUUUGAUUGCGACUCUGAUAUGGAAUUGAUGAAGUUCAACUAUUGUAUACAACACGUCCAGAAUUUAGAGGCACUCUCUGUUAAAUAUUUUCCUCUUUCAAGAAAUUGGCAUCAGUGUUUGGAUGAAAGAAUUGUGGAAGACUUCUUUAAAGCACUGACAAAACUGAGAAAUUUAGAAUUCCUGGAGUAAGAAAGUGCUAGUAUUUUAUUUUAGAUGGUAUUGAUAAUGAAACCACUACAUAAUAUUAGAAGUUUGUGUAUUAAACUAAAUAUAUUGUUACAGCAGUCUCUCAUCAAUUUCUCUUGGUCAACAAUAGAAGAUGCUUUACUAGGAGUUCCCGAAGCCUACCAUGGAACUGAGUUAUAAUUGGCACUGAGAGAGAAGAAAACACAAUUUGGAAAACUCAAGGAAGGGUGCAGUACUUUCACUGGGAUUUCUUAUUGAGAGGCAGGAAAUAGACUAGAACAGAACAUGGUAGAAUAGUAUUCUUUAUUGGCCAAGUGUGAUUG
This is a messenger RNA of Thamnophis sirtalis, 2027 nucleotides long. NCBI's taxonomy places the organism in Eukaryota, Metazoa, Chordata, Lepidosauria, Squamata, Natricidae. The record is from RefSeq and is a predicted model, not a curated record.